AAUGACGUGUCACGUGCGUGUGUUGUGCUGCGCUGAAAUAAAGCAGUUUCUCUUUCUCUUCUGUCUUGAUCUGUGAGAUACGAGUGUUUAAAUGAUUAAACCGAAAGAGCCGAUAUGAGAGGUGAGACGAGGAGCUGACCGGCGCUGAGACUGAGUAAUACAUGAACCUGCCCGAAAACACUUACAGGAGCCGUCCUGUUAUAAGAUCUGUGUGUGUGUGUGUGUUGACAGAGUGUGAUGGACGAGUGGAUCCCUGUAGACCCGGAGCUCAGCGAGUCUGAGGAGCCGAUGGCGGGACUGUCUGCGUCUGAGUUCACCUGUCACUGCUGUUACGAGGUGCUGGUCGAUCCCACCACACUCACCUGUGGACACAGCUUCUGCCGCCACUGCCUGGCCACAUGGUGGGCGUCCGCUCUCCGGACCGACUGCCCAGAAUGCCGAGCGGUAUGGCAGGGCUUUCCCAAAGUCAACAUCCUGCUCCGGGAUGUGGUGGAGAAGCUGUUUCCCACUGAUGUCAGCCGACGGAAACAGGCCGUCCUGAGCAAUCUGCGGCUCCGUCAUGUUCUCCAGGCCUUCCAGCAGCAGGGGAAGAGAGAGGCCCCUCGCGCAGCUCCGCCACAGAACCUACCACUGUUUAAUAUACUGAACCGACCACCGUUUAAUAUGUUGAAUCCACCACAGAUCAACAUCAGAGAGGUUCUGGCUGGAAUCAAGAUAGCGCUGUGCUGCGUGGCUACUGUGUUGUUAGUGUACCGUGCGUUCAGUAUCAGCUCCAGUCAUGAUGUGCUGCUCAGUAAACCACUCAGCAGGUGGAGUGCUGAUGAUGUCACUCUGUGGGUGGAGCAUCUGAGUGUCUGGACCAAUCAGUACAAACAAACCUUCUUCAGGGAACAGAUCAAUGGCAGAACGCUGUCUGCUCUCAGCGAUGAAGAUCUGUCUGCGACUCCGUUCAGCAUCAGGAAUCAGUCUCACAGACGGAUCAUCCUGGAGGAGCUGCACAGACUCAAAGAGCGCCGAGUCUCACUCAACCUCUGGCAGUACAAGGAUCUGCAUUUAGGGAAGACUCUGUUUCUGCUGUUGAGUUUGCGCAGAUUUCCCCGGUUGACACUGCUCUAUCUGUUUCUGUUUGAUUAUGACGACACAUUUCUGCCCUUCAUUCACACCAGUUGCCCUGCACAAACAACCGCAGCAACGCAAGACAGCCUGACCGACACACCGCUGGAGCGUCCGGGUUGGCAUCAGUGGGCAGAGUUUCUGCUCAUGUACCUCCUGUUGCCCUAUCAGCUGCUGUCUGCGUUCGCCUGGCACUGGCUGAGCGUUCAUAACUGGACGACAUGCAUCGUCAUCUUUCAUGCUCUGUUACUGUCCGUGCAGGAUGUGUAUUUCUUCUGGACACUGUUGAAGAGAGGAGAGAUGAGGACGCUCCCUGUGAGGGUUUGGCAUGAGGUGUUAGCAGAGAUACUGGACUCGUCUCUGUUUGUGCUGCUGUGGCCGCUGAUGCCGACGUUCUUCUGGAACUUUCUGUUCUACUUCAAUCUGUACGUCUGCCCCUUCGACACGGCAGUGCUGGUGAAACAAACAUUCCUGCAGACGGACACACAACAGCAGAGGAUCUGAAACACACACUGACUUCACUUUCACACUCAUCACACUGCUUUACUGUCGGUUUCUGACUUAUUAUUAUUGAAUUAAACCGCUCAUAUUCAUUUAUCUCUUCAGUCACCUGUUUGAGUGUUUGUUUCAUGCUGUUUAAGAGAAAUUAAGAGACAAUUCUGUGCAAUUAAAAUCAAUAAUGCAAUAUUUAUUUUUAUAUUAUAAGAUUUACAUGAAUGUAAUAAUCUGGGGCAAAACUGUUAAAUAAAAAGAGAAAGCUCUGGUGUUGUUGAGAGACAUGUUAAUGUUAGAUGAGAAGUGUGUUUGUUGCGUUUGCAGUGAUCACUUGGCAAGAUGUUUGUUCUUCAUAAUAGGAAAAUUAAUAAAACACAGCAACAACCAUAAAAGAAAACAAA
This is a messenger RNA of Megalobrama amblycephala (Wuchang bream), 2009 nucleotides long. RefSeq names its product bifunctional apoptosis regulator-like. Lineage: Eukaryota; Metazoa; Chordata; Actinopteri; Cypriniformes; Xenocyprididae. The transcript is spliced from 7 exons. The coding region runs from base 238 to 1617 and encodes 459 amino acids. Gene Ontology annotation, molecular function: protein binding; ubiquitin protein ligase activity; metal ion binding. The record is from RefSeq and is a predicted model, not a curated record. Gene Ontology annotation, cellular component: nucleus. Gene Ontology annotation, biological process: proteasome-mediated ubiquitin-dependent protein catabolic process.